Tuber melanosporum (Perigord truffle) is the source of this 1823-nucleotide messenger RNA. RefSeq lists its product as uncharacterized. Gene Ontology annotation, cellular component: cytosol; chaperonin-containing T-complex. Gene Ontology annotation, biological process: protein folding. Bases 1 to 1650 code for a protein of 549 amino acids. NCBI's taxonomy places the organism in Eukaryota, Fungi, Ascomycota, Pezizomycetes, Pezizales, Tuberaceae. Gene Ontology annotation, molecular function: ATP binding; ATP-dependent protein folding chaperone; ATP hydrolysis activity. The record is from RefSeq and is a predicted model, not a curated record. The transcript is spliced from 7 exons.
AUGCUGAGUCAGCACCAAAAUUCAUGGUUUUCCCCACACACCAUCAUCCAGAAAACGCUGAUAUCAUAUCAUACCCCACCAUCAGCAACUACCACCCUUGUUUUAUUUUCUCUUUAUAAUUUCGCCAUGAGCAAUCCGACACAAAUCUUCGGUGAGGAUGUAACGGAGGAGAGAGGAGAAAAUGCUCGGCUUUCGGCCUUUGUUGGCGCUAUUGCUGUGGGGGAUUUGGUGAAGACUACUCUGGGUCCUAAAGGGAUGGAUAAAAUAUUACAAUCAGCUUCCACCGGAGAAAUCAUGGUUACGAAUGAUGGCGCUACAAUCUUGAAGUCUAUAGCGUUAGAUAAUGCCGCAGCGAAGGUGCUUGUCAACAUUUCCAAGGUUCAAGAUGAUGAAGUUGGAGACGGGACCACCUCUGUUACUGUUUUGGCCGCAGAACUACUUCACGAGGCGGAGAAGCUCGUUGACCAGAAGAUCCACCCGCAGACUAUCAUUGAUGGGUAUAGGAUUGCGUCAGCUUCCGCUCUCGAGGCAUUGAAGAGAAGUGCUGUGGACAACAGGGCCAACACGGAGAAGUUUCGGGAAGACCUUCUAAGCAUUGCUCGGACGACCUUGAGCUCCAAGGUCCUGAGCCAGGAUAAGGAGCACUUCGCAGAGUUGGCGGUAGAUGCGGCCGGUGGAAAGCUCAGCGACUCCUACCUUGACGAGGGGUUUAUCCUGGAUAAGAAUAUUGGCAUCAACCAGCCGAAGAGACUUGAGAAUGCGAAGAUCCUCGUGGCGAAUACUGCUAUGGAUACCGAUAAGGUCAAGAUCUUUGGUGCGAGGGUUAAGGUGGAUUCUACGGGAAAGCUUGCCGAACUCGAGAAAGCAGAACGUGACAAGAUGAGGUCAAAAGUUGAGAGGAUCAAGGCUCAUGGUAUCAACUGCUUCGUAAAUCGUCAACUCAUUUACAACUGGCCCGAGCAGCUGUUCGCCGACGCUGGCAUAAUGUCAAUUGAACAUGCAGACUUUGACGGCAUCGAACGUUUGGCUCUCGUAACCGGCGGUGAGAUCACCUCUACCUUCGACCACCCAGAUGCUGUUAAGCUUGGCCAAUGCGGUUUGAUCGAAGAGGUUAUCAUUGGCGAGGACACCCUUAUCAAAUUUUCAGGAGUUGCGGCAGGCGAAGCAUGCACAGUUGUUCUGAGAGGGGCAACUGAACAACUUCUGGACGAGGCAGAUAGAUCUCUUCACGAUGCUCUUUCCGUCUUAUCCCAGACUGUCAUUGAGACCAGGACCGUCCUUGGCGGUGGGUGUUCCGAGAUGCUCAUGUCCAAGGCUGUUGAGAAUGCCGCACACAACACCCCCGGCAAAAAGGCCCUUGCUAUUGAAGCUUUCGCUAGAGCGCUCCGACAGCUCCCCACCAUUCUCGCAGACAACGCUGGAUUUGAUAGCAGUGAACUUGUUUCCAAACUUAGGGCUGCUAUACACAGUGGAAUGUCUAGUUCUGGACUGGAUUUAUACCACCCUGGGGGCCGUAUUAGCGACAUGAGGGAGCUUGGAGUGAUUGAAAGUUACAAGCUAAAGAGAGCCGUUGUUUCUUCCGCCUCCGAAGCUACCGAGAUGUUGCUGAGGGUUGACAGUAUUAUCAGAGCUAAGCCAAGAGCUGUAUAACCCCGUACAUCGUCUCACUUCAUUGUUGUUCUGGAGACUAAUGGAAGUUCCUACAGCGCGAUCGACAUUAAUGGAGGAAAUUGAGAACAGUUCCAUAUGAAAAGCAAUAGGUUCCUCUUUAAACAGGACUUUUGAUGUAAUUGAUACGAAAAAUCAGAAUUCCCGUUGCCUGU